AUGUUCAAAAGAUAUUUAUCCAGUACAUCUUCUAGAAGGUUUACUAGUAUUUUGGAAGAGAAGGCAUUUCAAGUCACUACUUAUUCCAGACCUGAAGACCUAUGUAUCAGUAGAGGCAAAAAUGCCAAGCUAUAUGACGACCUGAACGGUAAGGAAUACAUCGAUUUCACGGCAGGUAUUGCCGUUACCGCAUUGGGCCAUGCAAAUCCUAAAGUGGCUGAGAUCUUGCACCGCCAGGCAAACACUUUAGUCCAUUCUUCCAAUCUUUACUUCACCAAAGAGUGUUUGGAUUUGAGUGAGAAAAUUGUUGAAAAGACCAGGCAGUUUGGUGGUCAACAUGAUGCUUCAAAAGUAUUUUUGUGUAAUUCAGGUGCGGAGGCAAAUGAAGCAGCUUUGAAAUUUGCCAAGAAGCACGGUAUAAUGAAAAAUCCUCGCAAGCAGGGAAUAGUUGCGUUUGAAAAUUCCUUCCAUGGGCGUACUAUAGGCGCUUUAUCUGUCACUUGGAAUAGUAAAUAUAGGACACCUUUCGGUGAUCUAAUGCCUAAUGUGUCAUUCUUGAAUUUGCAUGAUGAAAUGACAAAAUUACAGAAUUAUAUCUCCGCCAGAAAGGAUGAGAUUGCAGGUUUAAUCGUUGAGCCAAUACAAGGAGAAGGGGGUGUUUUUCCCGUAGAAGUUGAAAAGCUAACCGCAUUGAAGGAAAUAUGCCAAAAAAAUGAUGUCAUAGUCAUUCAUGAUGAAAUUCAAUGUGGUUUGGGCCGUUCAGGUAAGCUAUGGGCCCACUCCUACUUGCCAAAGGAGGCACAUCCAGAUAUUUUUACAUCUGCGAAGGCACUGGGCAAUGGUUUCCCCAUUGCUGCCACCAUUGUCAAUGAUAAGGUCAACAACGCCCUAAGAGUCGGUGAUCACGGUACCACCUAUGGUGGAAAUCCAUUGGCCUGCUCUGUAAGUAACUACGUCUUGGACACUAUUGCAGAUGAGGCCUUUUUGAAACAAGUCCUUAAGAAAGGUGAAAUUUUACAGAAGCGCUUACGCGAAAUCCAGGCCAAAUACCCAAAACAAAUAAAGACUAUCAGAGGUAAAGGUUUGAUGCUUGGUGCUGAAUUUGUCGAGCCACCUACCGAAGUCAUCAAAAAGGCUAGAGAAUUGGGACUAUUGAUCAUUACUGCUGGUAAGAGUACGGUUAGGUUUGUUCCGGCCUUAACCAUCGAAGAUGAGCUUAUCGAAGAAGGGAUGAAUGCCUUUGAAAAUGCUGUAAAAGCAGUCUACGCCUAG
Saccharomyces kudriavzevii IFO 1802 is the source of this 1272-nucleotide messenger RNA. RefSeq names its product acetylornithine transaminase (gene ARG8). Lineage: Eukaryota; Fungi; Ascomycota; Saccharomycetes; Saccharomycetales; Saccharomycetaceae. The record is from RefSeq and is a predicted model, not a curated record. Gene Ontology annotation, molecular function: transaminase activity; identical protein binding; pyridoxal phosphate binding. Gene Ontology annotation, cellular component: mitochondrial matrix. The transcript has a single exon. Gene Ontology annotation, biological process: arginine metabolic process. The coding region runs from base 1 to 1272 and encodes 423 amino acids.